Necator americanus (New World hookworm) is the source of this 1086-nucleotide messenger RNA. RefSeq lists its product as uncharacterized. Lineage: Eukaryota; Metazoa; Nematoda; Chromadorea; Rhabditida; Ancylostomatidae. Bases 1 to 1086 code for a protein of 361 amino acids. The record is from RefSeq and is a predicted model, not a curated record. The transcript has a single exon.
AUGCUGCUCAAAGGAUUACGAGCCUGUGCUGAACGUGCCUCGAAGUCGCGCACGACAAACUUGGAUCGAAUUUCGAAGAUCACCAAGGAAUUGUUGGAAAGAAGAAGGGCUUUGAGGCUUGAUCCGAAUGCGUCGCACAUUGAGCGGUUAGUAGCAAACACUAGCUGCAGAAAAGCGUUGCAGGAGGAUCUUUUGAAGUACAGGCAGAAGAAGAUUCUAGAAGCAGCACAAAGAAGAACGAGUAUAAAGAAGUGCCGCAGGGAUCUCCGCGAAUAUAAUAUUCCGCUAGCAACCUUGCUGAGCGAAGACGGGACUCGCACAUCUUCUCGUCGUGAGAUGGAAAUCAUUACGGAGAGGUUCUACUCGAACCUUUUCCGUUCAUCAACUCCUGUGUCAAGCCCAAUCAUCCCCACUGGCGAAGCUCCACCACGGAUUCUCCCUUCGGAAGUACGAGUCGCUAUCAAGAGCAUGAAACCUGGCACAGCCACCGGACCUGAUUUUAUAUCAGCAGACUUUCUUCAGGCUGGUGGCCAUCCGCUUCAUGUAAUCUUAGCAGCGCACAUGACAUCCUACCUUCAGAAAGAAAGGAUCCCACACCAGUGGAAGACCUCGCGAACCGUUCUUAUCCAUAAGAAAGGUGACCGAGAGGACCUUCGGAACUACCGUCCGAUAUGCUUGCUGAGCGUGUUAUACAAAGUAUUCACCAAGAUCAUCCUCACCCGCAUAUCUAGGACACUGGAUGAAGCCCAGCCUCAAGAACAAGCUGGAUUCCACCAGGGGUUCAGCUACUUGGACCACAUCCAGACCGUGUCGAGGGUCAUAGAGGUUUGCCGGGAAUACCGCCUGCCCCUUGUUCUAACCUUCGUCGACUAUGAGAAAGCCUUUGACAGCGUAGAAACGAAUGCAAUACUGUCAGUGCUGGUCGACCAAGGUGUGGACGCGUCGUAUGUGAGGACAUUAGCUAAUUGCUACGAUCGAUUCACCACUAAGAUACAGCUCUUCCACCGCCCCCUCACCAUACCCAUUGGAAAGGGGGUGCGACAAGGCGAUACUAUAUCGCUGAAGCUGUUCACGGCUGCAUUGUAA